AUGUAGGAGGCAUUCGUUGGUCAUACUUAGAAAUCUUAAAAUUUCUAUACUUAAAUAAUAAAAAGCUAAGCCAAAAAUGCGUGGGAAGUCAAAAGAAGAAUAUCUAAAAAAUGUGCCUUCACUUUAAACCCUCUAAAGGUUCCUAUCAGAAGCAUAUAAUGUAAGACAUUAAAAUGCGUUUAUGAGUAAGAUGUCAUCUAGGUCAUACUAAAAAAAUAUGAUAAAGAUAAUGAUAUAUUCAAAUGCAUUCAAUGUGAAGAAGAAAUAAAAAAAUAAGAUCUAUUUUUCGAUUCUGAAUUAUCCAAAGCUUUAAAACUUCAAGGACCCUGCUACUUGAAAAAUAAUACUCAAUCCUAAAAAGAUUAGAAAUUAAAUUAUAUUAUUGUAAAUAAAAACAAUGACUAAGCUAAAUCAACUAUAGAAAUGUUGGAUGAAAGCUAAUAUCCACUAAUAGAAAAUUCAGAAAACCAAUAGCUCUUAUAAAUUUUAGCAUUAAGCGUUUACAAAUAGAGAAUGGAGACUCUACAUUUUUUAAUGAACCAAGAAAAAGAAAUGAGUCUAUAAAGGUAUGCUAAAUAAGAGUUUAGUCAAGAGAAGUAAUAUAUGGAUUCAUGGUUUAGAAAUUAAUGA
Paramecium tetraurelia is the source of this 630-nucleotide messenger RNA. RefSeq lists its product as uncharacterized. Lineage: Eukaryota; Ciliophora; Oligohymenophorea; Peniculida; Parameciidae. The transcript has a single exon. The record is from RefSeq and is a predicted model, not a curated record.